AUGUCCUCCAGUAGAGGGCCCGGUAGCUCACCGCUGCCUACCACCAGGUCGUCCUCAGCUACAAGUUCCACGGGUAAAACUCCUUUACCGCCAGACACCGCGAAUGCCGUUGAACUGAACGCCAUGCAGCCCAUCGGAGUUGCAGAGGCGAUUGCUCUAGAGCUAGAUAUAAUGCAGCUGGCCAGGCUCGGCGAAAUAACUGCGAUCAAGGAGCUCUUCGACAGCGGGAAAUAUGAUAUUAGCUAUCGUGACGAGGAGGGUAUAACUCCAUUACAUUGGGCUGCUAUAAAUAAUCGUUAUGAGCUCUGCAAAUUCCUUCUCGAUUCCGGUGCUGAUGUCAAUGCGAAGGGCGGAGAGUCGGUAGCAACACCUGUUAUGUGGGCUGCUCAGAGAUGCCACCACUAUAUCGUCCACCUUUUACUCCAAUACGGAGCAGACCCCCUCUUGACGGACAUCCAGGGCUUUAAUAUCCUGCAUCUGGCCACUUUCGACGGGAACGCAUUCCUGCUGGUCCUGCUCCUCCACCAAGAGAUUCCGGUCGACGUUACCGAUCCUCAGGGCCACACAGGCCUCAUGUGGGCGGCCUACAAGGGAUUUCCAUCUUGUGUUGACGUGUUUCUAAGAUGGGGUGCGGAUGUGAAUGCUACGGAUGAAGGAGGCCUUGCACCGCUCCACUGGUCUUUAGUUAAAGGAACUACCGGCUGCGUUCAAAAGAUAAUAGAAUACGGUGCGGAUAGGUUCGCGGAGACAAAGGAAGGGAAAACCCCGUCGAUUGUUGCAGACGAAAUGAAGACGACUCAUAUAUGGCAUCAUGCGCUGGGAGAAUGCGGAUAUAAGCCGGAUGGAACCAGCUCCGCUGCACCAUCUAGUAUAGGCCAUAUAUUGCGAUCGACGCAGCAUAUGUCCAGAUUUUAUUUUCUCUUACCGUUUGCUGCAUUGCCUGCAGUUGUCACCAUCCUGAGCUCUCUGUCGAUUUACGUCUCUAUUUUGUUUACGCUUUUAUUCAUAUUUGGUGUUCAUUUGCUUAUAAAAUGGGUUUCGAAAAAAGGCCCAUUGGAUUUUAGAGUACUUCAGAGGACGGCGCUCCCGGCGGGAGUCUUUUCAGCAUCUGCAUUCUGGGUUGCUUUACGAUGGUUGCACAUUAUCCUACCUAGUAAGACAAUCUUAUAUACCUACUCUACUUCUCCCUUUCUGAAUUUAGUUUUUCUCGUUCUGUUUGCAUUUAUGAUAUACUUUUACACAUGCGCUAUGAUUGAAGACCCAGGAUUUGUGCCAAAACUAAGCAGCAGAAACGAACAGAAAGCUGAGACCGCUGAGGAGCAAACAUUGCAGGCGAUGCAAGCGAUGUGUGUCGAAACAGGACCACUACUCAGCCAUUGCCCAUGGAUAAACAACUGCGUUGGAAACAAUAACUUCCGUCAGUUUAUGCUUUAUCUUAUCUUACUGUGGUUUGGUAUUAUUGUCUAUGUCCGAUUGGUCUUCAUCUGUAAGCGCUUGUCCGGUCAUCCGUUUCGUUAUGGGUAUUAA
Messenger RNA from Microsporum canis CBS 113480, 1527 nucleotides. RefSeq names its product palmitoyltransferase akr1. The record is from RefSeq and is a predicted model, not a curated record. The coding region runs from base 1 to 1527 and encodes 508 amino acids. Lineage: Eukaryota; Fungi; Ascomycota; Eurotiomycetes; Onygenales; Arthrodermataceae. Gene Ontology annotation, biological process: protein palmitoylation. The transcript has 6 exons. Gene Ontology annotation, molecular function: protein binding; palmitoyltransferase activity. Gene Ontology annotation, cellular component: Golgi membrane.